UAUUGUUUAUUCAUAAUGUGGAAUCAGGAAGAAGUUACACUGUUGUUGUAGGAGUACCAAAAAUGGGCAAACCUGUACAAGCAGAUAGAAAGCAUUACAAUCACCACUGAUGAAAAUCUACAAAAAGAUGUUACAGUUAACAACAAAAAACCCAUGAAACAGCAUCAAUGCGACACCUGUGGUAAAAUAUUUCGCACAAAACCAAGUCUUGUGCAUCAUAUUCGUAUUCAUACAGGCGAGCGGCCAUAUGUUUGUCACUUGUGCGAAAAACGAUUUAUAAACGGAGGUCAUUUGCACACGCACAUGCGUACGCAUACUGGUGAAAAAAACCACGUGUGUGCCGCAUGUAGUAAGGCUUUUGCUACUGCUCAGCAACUGACCAAACACACAAUCGCAAUACAUACAUCGGAGCGACCUUACGGGUGCACAUAUUGUCAUAAACGGUUUGCUAGUUCUAGUAAUCUGAAUACCCACACGAAGAUCCACACUGGAGUAAAGGACUAUCACUGUGAUCAAUGUACUAAGGCAUUUUCCACGAAAGGUCAACUGUACCAGCAUAUGUUGGUUCAUACCGGCGAAAAAGCAUACCUUUGCGAGUAUUGCCACAAAAGAUUUUCACAAAAGGCGCACUUAGUGAGGCAUCUGAAGACUCACAAGAACUGACUUUGGAGUGCAUCUAUUUGUAUUUAUUUUAGCAUUUUAAAAUAUUGUGCCUAAGAAUGAAUGAAGUAUGAAUGUCUUUAUUGCUUGACCUUAAUUUCAUAUUUUAUCGGGGAUUCAUUUGCUAAGAAGUUACCUCAUCUAAUAGUGGAUUUAUGGAGACAGACAAACGUUAUAUGUGUUUUUUCAUACAAUUGGCCAUUGAUUAACGUAUUUUCCAAGAAAAUGAUCAAUCCUAGACUCUAUUUAGAUGUUUAUUUACGAUUUCCAUGAUCACAGUCGUGUUAAAAAUAACCUCUUAAGCAAAAAGUAGUUAUAUCAAGAGAAGACAUUUCGCGGAAUUUUUUUAUAAUCCGCCGGUCGGCCCCAUCGAUCUUGGGGGUCAUCUGCAUUAUACAGUAGGGAAGCCGAUCGUUGAUUCGAUAUCUUACAUAUUUUUAUGCUAAACAGCAAACUUGCCGAGUUUGCUGUUGAGCACCAAAAUACAUAGGAUUUGAUUAGUUUUUAACAUUCCAUAUUAAUUAGUAUGCGAUGUAACCAAAACUUUGUGGUCAGCUCGUGGACUUUACUGGUUUGUAAAUAAAACAGCGAUCUGUGUGUGGAUGAUCCUUAGCUUGGCGGUUUGCGUAUAGAGGGCUCUGAAUGUACCGAGACGGUGUUGCCAAACUGCCAUAAUUUAUAAAACGCUACGGUAAACGCAGUUCAGCUCUUUUCACGCUAUUGUUGGUUACGUCAAAAAUUCAUAGGAUAUAAAUACUCGCCUUAAGGCCAAACUGGCUAGAUAACUAGCGAUCAUUUCAAAUAUAUCGACGAUUAGUCAAAUAAGCAAUUUGAGGUUAGAAAACUAGAAUCUCAAGCUGGCGUGAUUUUUUGUUACUAAAGUUUCUCUCGCGAAAAACGUGAUUUAUAACUUGAUAAAUAUAUUCCGUAUGCUGCAAAUGGAUGAUAAACAUCCCCACCAUGAAUGAAUGUUCAAACAAAAGUGGAGUUCAAGAAAAAAUGCAUUCACUUCAACUGAUGGUCAAUAAAUUCAUCCAAAAAGAAUGAUCUAUCUGGCAACACCACAUUUAUCUCCGAUUUGACGCCAUCUGCUGUUUUCGGAACGCCAUGUUUGUGGAGUCCCCUUUUAUCUCUCUCUAAUUUUAUUCGCCUUCUCUCUUCAUAUAAUUACUCUCUGCUUUGAGGAUCUAUGCUAAGCGUUUCCGAGUAGCUCACAUAACCCCGACUCACCGGACCACUGAAGAGGAGUGUUCCUAAUGCCUGCUCUCCCUUUGAUGAGCCUUUUUUUCAACAAUUUUUCAAGAAAUCACUCUGGUUCGUGCAUUUCAUUAAAAGUCGGGAGAUCCUGAUGAAAUGAUUUGGAUUUUUACAGCCUGGGGACUGAGGUGUACAUAAACAGAACGUAAAAGAAGUAAAUAGAACUUUUAUUUAAUUUUAAGACUUAACAUAUGGAAUGUGUAAGAGCACCAGUUUGUAAACAUAAUUUUAUUAUCAAUACUACUACUGUUAAUAUACUGCAAGUUGCAGAUAAACAGAAAACGGCAGCAGUAAAUGUGAAGGUUGUAUAAUGACUUUGUAAAUAGUAGCUUUAGGUAUUUAUGAAAAUGUAUUAUUUAUAUUAAAUAGUAUUAUCAUUAUAUGUAUUUACAUAAUUUUAUAUCUUAAUGUCUGCUCAUAAAGAUAUAUAAAAUUCUAUAAGACAGCAUCAUUAUCUUAUUUCGUAAUCUAUAACAUGUCAACUACUGAUCAGCUAUUUACGUCAAUAGACGUAAAAACGUGAACAAUAUGUUAUUUUUCUGUCAAAUCUUUCUCCCAUUACGUGUCUAUCGAAUCUUUUUCCCCAUCUAUGUUUGACAGCUUUAAACCUCAACCACCGCCUAGUGGGAGUAACAUCGGACAUCACUGUCGUUAUGAUAAUAUUAAAUCAUAUAAUGCAAUGUAAACAAAAAUUGAAAUAGACCAUUUAUAUAAAUAAACAAAUGUUUCAAUGUUCAAUGUAUUUUACAGAUACAAAUAUUUCCUACAACAAAUAAAGGCAAAAUAUGAAUGUUAAAAGCAAAUUAUGUGGUGGCAAACAGAUACAAAAGAGCUCUUACAAACUGUAUAAUCUCU
Messenger RNA from Acanthoscelides obtectus, 2772 nucleotides. NCBI's taxonomy places the organism in Eukaryota, Metazoa, Arthropoda, Insecta, Coleoptera, Chrysomelidae. The record is from the annotation of a GenBank genome assembly.